AUGCCCAUUUACAUAGAUGGAUCAAAAGGAGCAAAUCAUGUCGGAGCAGUCUUUGUGACUGGAAACCAUGCGGAGGGUAAGCACUUACACGAGGCAUGCUCUGUGCUUACUUCUGAACUAACUGCUUUGUACUAUGCACUUUCUUUUAUAUAUAGACAGUGCCAGAAAAUGUUCACUAUUUAUACCGACUCGUUUAGUGCACUAAAAGCUCUAGAAUCAAUCUCGGAAGCUCGGAAUCCCCUAAUUGACGAAAUCCAAAAUAUAAAUCUGAAGUUGAGAAGGCGAGGAUAUCAGAUCCUCUACUGCUGGGUCCCUGCACAUGUGGGCAUACAAGGAAAUGAGUUGGCAGAUAUCAUUGCAAAGUCUGCUGAGGAAUGGUCACGUCGCCUCGUCCCCUACCGAGACAUGAAGAAAGUCAUCAAGCAGAGAAUCUUCAGUAAAUGGCAAGCAUUCUGGAAUGAUCAACUCACUAAUAAGUUGCGAAGGGUAAAACCUCAAGUAGAAUAUUGGAAAGCCACUAGAAACCGGAGGGAGGAAGUAAUUUUAACCUGUCUUAGAAUUGGUCAUUUUCGAAUUACGCACAGUCGUCUGUUAAAAGCGGAGAAUGAACCUGUUUGUGAACAUUGUAAUAGUGUUUUCUCUGUACAUCACUUUUUAGCAGAAUGUCCACAAUUUAACAAACUUCGUCUCAAGUAUUUUAACGAUUAUGACUUGCCUCUUGAGCGUAUAAUCGGGAAAGAGGCCAAUACCUAUUUAUUUCUCUACCUGAAAGAGGCGGGUCUUUAUAAUUUAAUUCGAUUUUGUUCUGAUGUCUGCACGUUGUGUAUUUUAAUGCAUCCUCAGCUUUUUUAA
Stegodyphus dumicola is the source of this 852-nucleotide messenger RNA. RefSeq lists its product as uncharacterized. Lineage: Eukaryota; Metazoa; Arthropoda; Arachnida; Araneae; Eresidae. The record is from RefSeq and is a predicted model, not a curated record.